Molecule: messenger RNA, 1326 nt
Organism: Tachysurus fulvidraco (yellow catfish)
Lineage: Eukaryota; Metazoa; Chordata; Actinopteri; Siluriformes; Bagridae
Product: tsukushi-like
Exons: 1
Coding region: 1-1041 (346 amino acids)
Cellular component (GO): extracellular matrix
Molecular function (GO): protein binding
Source: RefSeq, a predicted model, not a curated record
AUGGCCUUCCUCCUUGGAGGAUCAGUUGCUGAACUUCUUCUUCUUCUCCUAUUUACCACGGUGAAGACGUGCCAUCCCGGGUGCCAAUGUGAGGAGCAGAGUUUUGGAUUGUUCGACAGCUUCAGCCUGACCAGAGUGGACUGCAGUGGACUUGGGCCAAGCAUAAUUCCGGUUGCAAUCCCUGUAGAAACAUCUUCGCUGGAUCUUUCCUCAAAUGGCAUCCGUUCUAUCGACGGUGCUGACCUAUCUGGACCUGGAUACACCACCCUGUCUAGUCUCAACUUGAGCAACAAUCUUAUCUCCAUCACGAACGGAAGCGUUUUCUCCAAAUUGUGCUAUCUGGAGAUGCUAGAUCUGAGCUGGAACUCAAUCGAGAACCUUGUGGAAGGUUUUUCAGGCCUACCUCUCGCCAAGGUAGAUCUGAGCCACAACCGGAUUCAUGAAAUCCACCUGAAUGUAUUUCGAGUUCAGGAUCAUGGUAGGCCUCUCAGUGUGGAUCUGUCUUACAACUUACUAAAAUCUGUUAGCAGUAAACUUUCACAACCUCUUAACAUACAGAGUCUUAACUUAGCAGGAAAUGAGCUCACGUCUGUGCCAAACCUGCAGGACAUCUCUUUACGGUUCCUCACCCUGGAUGAAAACCCAAUAUCUGUCAUCGAUGAACGGAGUUUCAUUGGAUUUAAAUAUCUCCUCCAUCUUUCUCUCAGCUCAAUGCCUAACUUAUACACCAUCAAACCUCAAAGUUUACAAAAUCUUCGAAAUCUCCAGGUGCUUGACCUUUCGAAUAACAAAAGACUAAAGACAUUGAGCGCAGAGGUUUUUCAUGGACUUACAUCACUGCAAGAGCUCGAUUUGUCAAACUGCUGGCUCACGUCUUUGCCGGCCAACGUUCUCGAGCUCCUCCCGAGCAUUAAGAGCAUUGCCCUGAGGGAAGGAGUGAACUGUUGGAGGAUCCAGAAGCAGGAACAAUUUCACAGAGUCGUCGGAUGGAGUAAAGCCGAGGCAGCUCUGACCUGCGAUGUGACUGGUGUCAUUUUGUGAGAUACAAAAAAACAAAUGAGCCUUCACACAGUUUCUUCCUUGCAGUGUUGCGAAUAGUUACUUGUCUUGUUCUUGUUGAUGGGUACAUAAAGGAUUUGGUUUGGCUUUUCUGCAGGCAGAAACAAGCUUUUAUUGUUGUUUUUGUUUUUCAUAUAAGGCCCAUUAUUACUCUAUGGGUGGAGGAAUUAUCACAUGAAUCAACCCGCAUACUCAUCUAAGCCAUUUAGAAAAGUGGCAUCCACUCAGUUUAAGAUCACCUCAAACCACCUACUAGUAUAUAUGUAU